CAGAGUAAACAAGCUUACGGGUACCAAACAACGAACUAACACAUUUUUCGUUGAUCUCAUUUUUGACAAACAACAUUCGAGUUGAAUGGCUUUUUCAAUUCAAAUCGAAUACUACUGUUGGUGAAUUCAUUAUUAACUCUUCGGUUUCAAAGCAAUUUUUUAAAACAAACACACUUGAAUUGAUUCCAUUUUCGAAAUUUACAAUCAAUUUAAAAACAAAGAAAAAAAAAACAGUUUCUUUAGUGCGUGUCAGUGUAUGUGUUCAAAAUAGCGUGAUUAACAAUUCUUUUGGAUUAAGUGUGAUAUUUUCAACACAUCAUUAUUUUCAAAUGAAAUAAUUUUUGUGCAACUGCUAAGAUUGACCGUUAUCUGUUUUGUUUACUCUUGAGCUUUGAAUUUAAAAAUCAAGUUUGAAAUAAAAGAAACGAGAUAAAAAAAAUCGUGUAACGUUUCAGAAAUAAGAGUAACACUUAAAACGAAUUAAAGAAUUCUUCAAAUUUGUGUGUGUGUGUGAUACUGUGGCACUCACUUUGCUAAUAACUAGAAAGAAUUUUUGGUGUGAUAGCUUCGCGCACCCAAUAAAAAACACACAGAACAAACAAACAAAAAACCCGACUUGAAGAAAAUGACGAAGUCAUUAAAUGAACGAAUUUUCUGGUGUUGGACACUGUAUUGCAUCGUAGGUUGUGGUUUAUUGCCAGAAAUGGUGACGGGUGCCAGAUAUUUACCCACACGACGUUCCAUACCAACACAAUUAGAGCGAAACGAACGGCUGAGGGAACUAUUUCAACACAUUCUUGAAUCGGAACGUGACGCACAUUUAUCGGCGGCAAAUGAAUUUGCCGAUCAAUUGAAAUUGAUUCAAAAGCGGGGUAAUGAUUUUGGCUUGUUGCCAGAUCCGAUUAAGGACUAUAACGAUGAAUUUGGCGAUGAUUAUGAUGACAAAGUAGAGCAUUCGUAUGAUGGUGUGCGAAAAUCAUACAAGCAACAACAACAAACACGUCAAAAGCAACCAUUGAGAUUUGUAUUGUUAAACUAUGGCCACGGAACACAUCGAACGCAAAAGCCCGACCAAUCCAUUUUGAAUGGUAAAUUACAUAACACGGCCUCAUCUUCGGAUGAUUUGCUUUCGUCUCGAUCGCAACAGUUAAUGCAAAAAUUGUAUCGAGGUAAGCAACAACAAAAAUCAAGUGCCGCCACCAAUACAAAUGCCGACACAAGCAACGAUUUGGACUGGAUAACCACAAACAAUGACGUAAACAGUGCCAAUGACUAUGACGCACAAUACGAUGACGUCAAUGAAAAAAGAUCGCCGUCAUCAAAUAUGAAAUUCGAUCGUUUUCGACGAAACGGCUCAAUGGUUUCGCAUAAAGAGCAUCUCAAUUAAAGAGAAAUCAAAAUCACAAGAGAAAAAAAAAACAAACAAA
Molecule: messenger RNA, 1427 nt
Organism: Contarinia nasturtii (swede midge)
Lineage: Eukaryota; Metazoa; Arthropoda; Insecta; Diptera; Cecidomyiidae
Exons: 2
Coding region: 626-1387 (253 amino acids)
Source: RefSeq, a predicted model, not a curated record